This is a messenger RNA of Letharia columbiana, 1227 nucleotides long. RefSeq lists its product as uncharacterized. NCBI's taxonomy places the organism in Eukaryota, Fungi, Ascomycota, Lecanoromycetes, Lecanorales, Parmeliaceae. The record is from RefSeq and is a predicted model, not a curated record. The coding region runs from base 1 to 1227 and encodes 408 amino acids. The transcript is spliced from 3 exons.
AUGUCGCACAACAUCAACAUCACCAACCUCUCCGGCCAUGAUCAGGACUUCGAAUUCCACGGCUGGAAUAGUAAUCAGAAUAUGACGGUCCCUGCGGGUCAGACAUCUGUUAUCAGCGCAGCGGAUGGGUCAUCGGGCGCAAUAAUCGCGCUGCAUUAUGGUUUCGAAGGCGAGCAGGCCGAGAUCACCAAAGAUGGAUUUGGCGGGAACGACUUCAUCGAUAUGAGCAACAUCAUGGGAGCCGGCGGCAACAUGACAGUCCAACAAGUCAAUAACCCAUCCACCCGCAAAGGUGACCCAAUCUUCAUGCAAAACCUCAACGCUGCGUGGCAAGCAGCGGACGGUCCCACCAAGCAAUCCUUGCAGCCAUGCGUGCAACUUGAUGGCAAUGGCAACGUAGUCAGAAUCGCCGCUCUCAAGGAUUACCCCCAGCUGGAGACGUUCGUCCGAUCUUUCGCCGAUGGACAAACCUAUAUUGGCAAUGGCGCAUGGGGUGGAAUCUCAGGAAAUCCUAAUGACAAUAACCAGUCAUCAGCUGCGCAGGGGGAUACGGAUAUCCAGGUAACCUACAAUGAUGGCGAUGCAACACCACCAACUACCGCUGUCUCUCAAUUCAAAAAGCCCGAGUCCAAGCUCGUGCAAACCCAUCAACGCGAUGCCUCCCCCUCCGGCCCAGGCAUUAUCCUGAACAACCACACCAGCAGCCAACAAACCUACGCCUUCUACAACAACUACUGGAACGGCAACGAUACCGCAGGCGCGAACUUCGACCAUCCGGAUCCCACCGUCCAAGUCGACGCCAACGGCUCACUCUUCGUAAGCCUACCCACAUCCUUCAAAGGGCGCGUCCAGCGCGGAACGCAGCUGCCGGCCACGUGGGUCGAGUUUCAGAUCGCCGCAUCCAACGACAAUGCCGCUCACGGGGACAUCAGCCUCGAGCAAGGGUGCGACGGGGCCGCUACCAUCAGCGCGACGGACGGAAGUGGGCGGUCGAACGGGUUCACGAAUGAUGUCUUGUCCGGGGCGCCUGCGGCCGCUAUACAGGAUAAGCCCGAUGGAACGCCCGCGUUGGCGACGACCGUGGGUAAUUGGAUGAGUGGGCCUAAUCAGGCUGCGAUUGGUUGGGAAAACCAGGCCGUGGGGCAGUCGAAGGCUUAUAUCCAAGGAGGUACUGGGGUGCCGGAUGUGGCGAGCACGAACCAGUGUUUGGCUGUUGAUUUUUAUUGA